Messenger RNA from Mytilus trossulus (common blue mussel), 261 nucleotides. RefSeq lists its product as uncharacterized. The record is from RefSeq and is a predicted model, not a curated record. NCBI's taxonomy places the organism in Eukaryota, Metazoa, Mollusca, Bivalvia, Mytilida, Mytilidae. Gene Ontology annotation, biological process: intracellular protein transport; vesicle-mediated transport. The transcript has 3 exons. Bases 1 to 261 code for a protein of 86 amino acids. Gene Ontology annotation, cellular component: cytoplasm. Gene Ontology annotation, molecular function: GTP binding; GTPase activity.
AUGCUGGGAUUAGAUAAUGCAGGAAAAACCACAAUUCUGUAUAAACUAAAGCUUAACGAAGUUGUCAGUACCAUUCCCACAAUAGGAUUUAAUGUAGAAACAGUCAGACAUAAUGGAUUGGAGUUUACAGUGUGGGACGUUAGAGCACAGCAAAAAUUCCGAGCCCACUGGCGUUACCAUUUCCAAAACGCAUAUGGUAUGUUUAUAUUUUCAAUGACCCCCAACGAUAGAGAACGGUACAAAAUGGCUAGAGAAGAAUAA